UUCACAAAUCUCAAUAAGAUCAACAUAACGGCGAAACCACAUCUCUCGUGCGGAUUCUGCGAGAUUGCAAUCUUCUUCUUCGUAGGGCACAGUUUUCACUCAAGCUACGAGAGAGGAAGGAUGGGGUGCACCUCCUCGAAGCGAAUUGAGGCUGAUGUCUACCGGCCGGCACCCACGAGCUUCGCUCUCUUCGAUAUCAACGCCAUCGAAGAGCCCUGGCUAAUCACCGGUGAUAAACAGCAGCAGCAACCGCAAGAGAAGACCGGCACGCACGUCCCAGCGUCCAUACUGGAGAAGCUCGACAAGUUCGAACUCGCCUCUAAUGGCCCUCACUCAUGGUCUGAAGUAAGCAAGGCUUUGGAAGACCUCAAGCCCACCCUCGACCCUCAAAAGCCUCUCGCAACCAAAGCUGAUCAUGACGUCGUGUCCCCCAAGGCCAAGGUGGAAGACAGCACCCGAGCCUCGAAACCUCCCCCACGCAAGAGCCAAUCCUUUCACACGGUGGAAGAACUCGACCCUAAGGCUAAGCUACCAUCCAAACCAACUCAGUUAAAGAAAACCGAGUCGAUGGCCGAAUUGCAGAGAACCGAGUUCUCGAACGCGGAGUCACGACCCGCUUCAAAACCAGCUGUCGAUUCUGCCGGGUUUAGGCCACUAAGGGAGAACGCAUUCAUCGUACGGGACAGGAUGGAGAGGGAAAGGGAGGGGAGGACUUCAGGAGGUGUCGAUGGGAGCGCGAGGUCUAGGUGGGACCCACUGAGUGAGUACCCGGAGAAGUGCCCGCCUGGUGGAGCUGACUCGGCGGUUCUCUACACGACCACGCUGGGUGGGGUUCGCCGCACGUUUGAGGACUGUAACCGUGCAAGGUCAGUGCUGGAAGCGCAGCAAGUGGACAUCGAUGAGCGGGACGUGUCGCUGCAUGGCGAGUUCCUGAACGAGUUGAAGGAAUUAGUGGGAGAAGAAUGCAGCGUGCCGAGACUGUUUGUGAAGGGAAGAUACAUCGGAGGGAUAGACAAAGUGGUGGAGCUGAACGAAUCAGGUCGACUGGGGAAGUUGUUGAAGUGGGCGGGGAUCGUUAGAGGAGUGGGGAGGCGAGCGUGUGAGGGGUGCGGGGGAGCAAGGUUUGUGCCGUGUUUGGAGUGCGGAGGUAGUUGUAAGGUAUUGAUAGAGGAUAAGAAAGAGAGGUGCAGUAAGUGCAACGAGAACGGAUUGGUUCAGUGUCCUCUUUGUCAUUGAUCGGCCCGAACUUGACUUCUUCGUGGGUCGUGGUUGAAUUCAUGUUUGAUACAGAUAUUCCAUGUAAAAAAACAAAUAGAUAUACGAGUUACGAGAUCAGGUAAGCAUAUAUGUGUAUAUAUUAAGGAUCAUUUGCUGUGAUAAUUUUUAUUUG
Molecule: messenger RNA, 1390 nt
Organism: Nelumbo nucifera (sacred lotus)
Lineage: Eukaryota; Viridiplantae; Streptophyta; Magnoliopsida; Proteales; Nelumbonaceae
Product: Glutaredoxin family protein
Source: RefSeq, a predicted model, not a curated record